Messenger RNA from Penicillium pulvis, 1695 nucleotides. RefSeq lists its product as uncharacterized. The record is from RefSeq and is a predicted model, not a curated record. The transcript has a single exon. Lineage: Eukaryota; Fungi; Ascomycota; Eurotiomycetes; Eurotiales; Aspergillaceae. Bases 1 to 1695 code for a protein of 564 amino acids.
AUGCAAGAUCCUGAAGCCAUUGCAUUGCAAUUAAAAAAAGACCAACAGCUAUGUCAAGAGCAGAGACUACCAAGCACGCUUGCCCUUCGCCUACCCAAGCCACCAUCCCCGCUGCUUGACAGAAUAGCCUACCAUCUCACUCCCGAGAGCGAGGUUCCUGCUGCACUUAGAUCUUUCAGAUGCGAAAGUAUCAUCAAGGGGAUAAAAUCUUACCUAAACAAUCUGAACGCCAUCGCAGACGACACCAACGACGCUCUACUCAGCGGGGAGACCCAUGCCCCUAAGACCAAAGAGCUAGAGACUACACUCAAAGUUCUAGAAUACCUUCAGAAUAACGAGUCAGUCUCGAAAAUCACAGACUCCAGUCCAUUGACCGAUAUCAUGACUGCACUCCGCACUCAAGUCUCAGUGGACAGCGAAGUCCGCAUAAAAUACUACAAAACAUCCCAGAAGGGCCAAAAAUUCAAGAAAAACACCCAGUUUAGAACAUGCUACAUGUGUCGUCAGCUCUGCUCGGUUCUUGACGUUCAUGAUUUAUAUCCAUCUUUAUGUCGUCCCUGCGGCUCUUUCAAUCUCAGCUCGUCAGAGCUAUCAUUACCCGGAAAGCUCAAUCUCAACGGGAAAACCGCUCUUGUUACAGGCGGACGAAUAAAUCUGGGAUACCAUACCGCUUUGAGACUAUUACGCUGUGGUGCUAAGGUCAUUGUUUCCUCUCGUUAUCCGAGGGAUGCAGCGAUGCGAUAUUUACAAGAGCCGGAUUGUGAGCAAUGGGAACAUAAACUCAAGGUUAUUGGUGCGGACUUUCGGACUGCGAAAGAUGCAUUUAGGCUUGUUCAUAUUGUGAAAGCCCUUCUUCGUGAUUGGAAUGAAUGUGAUAGAAAUGGUGCUGAUGCCGACUCCCUCGAUAUCCUGAUCAAUAACGCCGCUCAGACGUUAACAGACCCGGUCAAGGCAGAGAUGAAAGCCAUUACCCGGGAAGAAGGUUUGGUCCAUUUGUCACAGACCAAUAAGCUUCUCAUUAGUGGAAGUGGGGAUUCUUAUAUACCACGAAUUCGAGGCGGGAACCAAGCGGCUUGGAUCCCAAGUAUUGAAAGCGAAAAGCGGGCGCAGAUCGAUGGAACUAUUAAUGACGACCAGAGCAAGAUCAUCCACAAAGGUCUCCGGACUAAUGGUGAAGAAGAUACAGGAAAGUCAUCUUGGGUCCAAUCCCUCAAUGAGAUCCCUUAUGAGGAUCUGAUUAGCGCACAUUCGGUCAAUGCUUUUGUGCCAUUGAUUUUAUGUCGAGAACUCCUUCCGUGUAUGGGUCAGUAUCGUCCCGGUAAAAGUGCCCCGCUCGGUUAUAUCGUGAAUGUUUCUUCGCGGGAGGGAAUUUUGGAGAAUACGAGGAAGUCGAGCAGCAAAGCUGGUCACCAUGUUCACACGAAUAUGUCCAAGGCUGCUAUUAAUAUGAUUACGGAGACUGAAGCUGGGAGGGCGUGGGAGACGCGUCGUGUGGCUAUGAAUUCUGUGGAUCCUGGCUACAUGAGUGCGGCACCUGAGUGCCAACGGGAAGAUGGCUGUCCUAUUGAUUUUGAAGAUGGGGCUGCUCGUGUGUUGUGGCCAAUUGUAGUUGGUGAAAGUGAGGGUCGUGUAAUCUCGGGGAGGUUCUUGAAACAUUUUGAGGAGGGUGCUGCUGUUAUUCGACGAGGAAAUUGA